CGGAUUGGUCGGAAAGUAGGUUAGUGGUGCGACAUUUAGGGAAGGCAGAAAGUAGGUCAGGGACGGAGGUGCCUGUUUACCCGCGCCGGACUUGCCGCCGCCGCCGCCGCGGGAUCCGAGUGCGGGUGCGGGCGCGGGCGCUCGCGGCGAGCCACGGUGGUGUUGGCCAGAGUGAAUGCUUUUGGAAGCAAGCUUAAGGUUUCAAAUGUGGACCCCAAGGCCUUCACUGGAAUGGUGCUAUAAACCAAGAUUUUGGGAAGAGAGGCAGAAGGAAUUACUACAAGGUUGAAGUCAGACUGGCAUAUGUAGCAAGUUCCAGGCCAGUCAGGCCUACACAGCUACACCCUGCCUAGGACAACAGGAACAAGAAAAUGACUGUCUAGGUGGAGAACAAGAUGCAGAUGUUUUCCAGAAUUUUCUUCAACCUCAGGCAGAUUUUGGAAGAAGUUGACUGCCUGGAAGAAAGUUACAAAACAUGAAAGUCGCUUUGAGGUGACCAGCAAGUACAGUGGCCCCUUGCACCUCACACGCUGGACCGAAGCUUGAGAACUGUAACUUCAGAUGUGGGAAUUUGGGCCCAGAGGGUGGGAGUGACAGCCCCAGUCAAAUCCUGUGGACCUUGGAGCCCUUUGAGGCCCACUGGGCAACCCCUCUUCACCAGGGUUUGAAGUUAGAGUCCCUUGCAAGCACCGUCCUUCCAAUGGCGGACCAGAGAAUGGACAUUUCCUCCACAAUCAGUGACUUCAUGUCUCCGGGCCCCACCGACCUGCUCUCCGGUUCCCUGAGCACCAGUGGUGUGGACUGCAACCGCAAGAGGAAAGGCAGUGCCACUGACUACCAACUUGAUGACUUUGCCUUUGAAGAAAGUAUGGACACAGACAAAGAUGACCCUCAUGGAAGGUUAGAAUAUGCAGAACACCAAGGAAGGAUCAAAAAUGCAAGGGAGGCCCACAGUCAGAUUGAAAAGAGGCGUCGGGACAAAAUGAACAGUUUUAUUGACGAAUUGGCUUCUUUGGUACCAACAUGCAAUGCGAUGUCCCGGAAGUUAGAUAAACUCACCGUGCUCAGGAUGGCUGUUCAGCACAUGAAAACAUUGAGAGGUGCCACCAACCCAUACACAGAAGCAAACUACAAGCCAACAUUUCUAUCCGAUGACGAACUGAAACACCUAAUUCUCAGGGCAGCAGAUGGAUUUUUGUUUGUCGUAGGAUGUGACCGAGGGAAGAUCCUCUUUGUCUCCGAAUCUGUCUUCAAGAUCCUCAAUUAUAGCCAGAAUGACCUUAUUGGCCAGAGUUUGUUCGACUACCUGCAUCCAAAAGAUAUUGCCAAAGUUAAGGAACAGCUAUCUUCCUCGGACACUGCACCUCGGGAGCGACUCAUCGAUGCGAAGACUGGACUUCCGGUUAAAACGGAUAUAACCCCUGGGCCCUCCCGAUUGUGCUCUGGAGCUCGGCGCUCUUUCUUCUGUAGGAUGAAGUGCAACAGGCCUUCAGUAAAGGUGGAAGAUAAGGACUUCGCCUCCACCUGUUCAAAGAAAAAAGCAGAUCGAAAGAGCUUCUGCACAAUCCACAGCACAGGCUACUUGAAAAGCUGGCCACCCACAAAGAUGGGGCUGGACGAAGACAGUGAACCAGACAAUGAGGGCUGCAAUCUGAGCUGCCUCGUUGCAAUCGGGCGACUGCACUCACACAUGGUUCCACAGCCAGUGAACGGGGAAAUACGGGUGAAGUCUAUGGAGUAUGUGUCUCGACAUGCAAUAGAUGGGAAAUUUGUUUUUGUAGAUCAGAGGGCGACGGCUAUUUUGGCAUAUCUACCACAGGAACUUCUAGGUACAUCGUGUUAUGAGUAUUUUCAUCAAGAUGAUAUAGGACACCUUGCGGAAUGUCACAGGCAAGUUUUACAGACAAGAGAAAAGAUCACGACUAAUUGCUAUAAGUUUAAGAUCAAAGAUGGUUCCUUUAUCACACUACGAAGUCGAUGGUUCAGUUUCAUGAACCCGUGGACCAAGGAAGUAGAAUACAUUGUCUCAACCAACACUGUUGUUUUAGCCAAUGUCCUGGAAGGCGGGGACCCAACCUUCCCACAGCUCACAGCAUCCCCCCACAGCAUGGACAGCAUGCUGCCCUCUGGAGAAGGUGGCCCAAAGAGGACUCAUCCCACUGUUCCAGGCAUUCCAGGGGGAACCAGAGCUGGAGCAGGAAAAAUAGGUCGAAUGAUUGCCGAGGAAAUCAUGGAAAUCCACAGGAUAAGAGGGUCAUCACCUUCCAGCUGUGGCUCCAGCCCACUGAACAUCACAAGUACGCCUCCCCCUGAUGCUUCCUCUCCAGGAGGCAAGAAGAUUCUAAAUGGAGGGACUCCAGACAUUCCUUCCGCUGGCCUACUACCAGGGCAGGCUCAGGAGACCCCAGGCUAUCCCUACUCUGAUAGUUCGUCUAUUCUUGGUGAGAACCCCCACAUAGGCAUCGACAUGAUAGACAACGACCAAGGAUCAAGCAGCCCCAGUAACGACGAGGCAGCAAUGGCUGUCAUCAUGAGCCUCUUGGAAGCAGAUGCGGGGCUGGGUGGUCCCGUUGACUUUAGUGACUUGCCAUGGCCACUGUAGACACUACAUUUUGCUCUGGCAACAGCUACAGUAUCAAAGUGCAUUACUGGUGAAGUUUUACAGUCUGUGAAGCUUACUGGAUAGGGAGAGAACAGCUUUUAUGUACUGACUCCAUAAAAGCCAUCUCAGAGCCAUUGAGACAAGUCAAUCUACCAUGUGUAACUUCAGACAAAGUGGAACUAAGCCUGCUCCAGUGUUUCCUCAUCAUUGAGUUUGGGCUAGCUGUGGAUAGCUUGCAUUAAUUGUAUAUUUUGGAUUUUGGUUGUGUUGAAUUUUUUAAUCAUUGUGCACAGAAGCAUCAUUGGUAGCUUUUAUAUGCAAAAUGGUCAUUUCAGAUGUAUGGUGUUUUUACACUACAAAGAAGUCCCCCAUGUGGAUAUUUCUUAUACUAAUUGUAUCAUAAAGCUGUUUAUUCUUCCUUGUAAGAAUCCUUUACUAUAAAUAUGGGUUAAAGUAUAAUGUAUUAGACAGUUAAAUAUUUUUAAUAAAUGUUUCCCUUGUUCUAUAA
This is a messenger RNA of Rattus norvegicus (Norway rat), 3110 nucleotides long. RefSeq names its product basic helix-loop-helix ARNT like 1 (gene Bmal1). Lineage: Eukaryota; Metazoa; Chordata; Mammalia; Rodentia; Muridae. The record is from RefSeq and is a predicted model, not a curated record. Gene Ontology annotation, molecular function: protein dimerization activity; DNA-binding transcription factor activity. Gene Ontology annotation, biological process: regulation of DNA-templated transcription; circadian rhythm. Gene Ontology annotation, cellular component: cytoplasm; transcription regulator complex; nucleus.